This is a messenger RNA of Scaptodrosophila lebanonensis, 1637 nucleotides long. It is a transcript of the gene Nle, whose product is annotated as protein Notchless. The transcript is spliced from 4 exons. The coding region runs from base 73 to 1539 and encodes 488 amino acids. Gene Ontology annotation, molecular function: protein binding. Lineage: Eukaryota; Metazoa; Arthropoda; Insecta; Diptera; Drosophilidae. Gene Ontology annotation, biological process: ribosomal large subunit assembly; Notch signaling pathway. The record is from RefSeq and is a predicted model, not a curated record. Gene Ontology annotation, cellular component: nucleolus.
AGGAGCACGUGUGGUUUGUUAUUGUCUAUGUUGGGGCGGAACGCGAUUUGUUGAACGUAAAGAUUUCCUAUAAUGCUAGCCAAAAAGCAGAAAAUAGCCGAAGAGCCCACACAGGAUGCCGCUCCUCCUCAUACGAUUCAGGCGCGUUUGAUUUCCGAUUCAGGCGAAGAAGCUGGGCCGCCUAUAAAUCUGCCGGCAGGCGUUACAACUCAACAGUUGGGUCUGAUUUGUAAUGCGCUGCUUAAAAAUGAAGAAGCCACUCCAUAUUUAUUCUUUGUGGGCGAGGAUGAGAUAAAAAAGUCACUGGAUGACACUCUGGACUUAACAACAAUUGACACAGAGAAUGUUGUCGACAUUGUUUACCAACCACAGGCCGUUUUUAAAGUCCGACCCGUCACGAGAUGCACGAGCUCUAUGCCAGGACAUGCAGAGGCAAUAGUUUCAUUGAGUUUCAGUCCUGACGCCGCCCAUUUAGCCAGCGGCAGCGGAGAUACUACAGUGCGUCUGUGGGAUCUCAAUACUGAGACGCCGCAUUUCACCUGCACCGGCCACAAGCAGUGGGUGCUCUGUGUUUCAUGGGCGCCCGAUGGCAAACGUUUGGCGAGCGGCUGCAAGGCGGGAAAUAUCAUCAUAUGGGAUCCUGAGACAGGUAAGCAAGUGGGGCGCACACUUACCGGGCACAAGAAGCACAUAAACGGCCUUAGUUGGGAGCCCUAUCACCAGAAUCCCGAUUGUCGCAAAUUGGCUUCAGCAAGUAGCGAUGGAGACUGUCGCAUUUGGGACGUGGUUCUCGGUCAGUGUUUGCUCAACAUUGCUGGUCACACCAAUGCCGUCACAGCUGUGCGCUGGGGCGGCGCUGGACUGAUAUAUACAUCCUCUAAGGAUCGCACUGUAAAGAUGUGGCGCGCAGCUGACGGCGUCUUGUGUCGCACAUUUUCUGGCCACGCGCAUUGGGUGAACAAUAUUGCGCUGAAUACCGAUUAUGUUCUACGGACUGGUCCAUUUCAUCCUGUAACGGAUCGUGCGAAGAAAAACACAAACCUUGAAAAGGAGGAGCUCAAAGCCAAUGCUCUGCAGCGCUACAAGGCAGUCUGCCCGGACGAUGUAGAGUCGUUUGUCUCCUGCUCCGAUGAUAAUACACUCUACUUGUGGCGUUCCAAUCAAAACAAAUGCGUUGAGCGCAUGACUGGCCAUCAGAAUGUUGUGAACGAUGUGAAGUAUUCGCCUGACGUGAAGCUGAUUGCAUCGGCUUCAUUUGACAAAUCGGUGCGUUUGUGGCGCGCCCAAGAUGGUAAAUAUAUGGCAACAUUCCGUGGACAUGUGCAGGCAGUAUACACAUUAGCUUGGUCAGCGGACUCGCGUCUGAUAGUCUCUGGCAGCAAGGACUCCACUUUGAAAGUUUGGAGCGUACAAACAAAAAAAUUAGCACAGGAGCUACCAGGACAUGCGGAUGAGGUCUUUGGCGUCGACUGGGCGCCAGACGGCUCACGUGUGGCAUCCGCAGGAAAGGAUAAAGUCAUUAAACUUUGGGCCUAUUAACGACCAGUCGUCAUGGCAGCUAUUGUUUUUAAAUCUAAAAGAAACCUGCACAAUCUUUGGAGAUAUAAAGUAAUAAAGUGUUAUGCCCUGAGUAAUCA